CUCCGUCUCUCGCUCUCGGUUCUCUUACAACAAACUGAACAUCCCACGCUCUCUUCAUUGACUAGACUGGGUGCCAGCUUUGAAGCUAGACGCGAGAGACUACCAACCCAACCUAGCUCCAGGAACAGAUAACAAAAAAACCGAGAAAAAAAAAGCAAAAAGCGAAAUGAAGACCACCCUCACCCCUGUCGCCCGCGCGACCGCCGCCGCCGCCCGACUCGGUGGCAGCUACAGCUACAGCUACAGCGCCCGCACCACCCUCCUCCUCCGCGCCGCCGCGGCCCCUACCGCCCUUCGCGCCUCCUCCCCCGCCGCUUCCGGCCUCGGCCUCACCUUCCGCCGCCACAAAUCCGGUCCCUACGGGUACACGCAAGCCAAAGCGCUCGUCUUCUCGCGCUUCGGCGAGCCGGCCGACGUCCUGUCGGUCCACCAACACUCCAUCUCCCCGACUCUGCCCGACGGCUCCGUGCUCAUCCGCGCUUUGGCGGUUCCGGUCAACCCCGCGGACGUGAACACCAUCCAGGGGACUUACGGCGUGAAACCCAAAUUCAGUCCGCUGCUGGGGACCGCGGAGCCGAGUGUGAUUCCCGGCAACGAAGGGUGUUUUGAAGUAGUGAGUGUGGGGAACGGGGUGAAAGGGUUGAAGCCGGGGGAUUGGGUGAUCCCGGCUACCACUGGGUUCGGGACCUUGCGGACGCAUGCGCUGGUGGAGGAUGCGGAGAAGAAGUUGAUGAAGGUUGGAGGGGAAAGGGGGAAGGAAGGGCUGACGCCGCUGCAGGUGGCGACUGUUAGCGUCAAUCCGUGCUCGGCGUAUCGGAUGUUGAGGGAUUAUGUGGACUUGAUCAAGUUGAGUGUGGACGGGUUCGCGAAGGGUACCGCGUCGGGCGGGGCGUGGUUUUUGCAGAAUGGAGCGAAUAGUGGUGUGGGACGGGCGGCGAUUCAACUUGGUAAGCUUUGGGGGUUGAGGAGUAUUAAUGUUGUGAGAGAACGAAACACGCCGGAGGAGACGGAGGCGUUGAAGAAAGAGUUGAAGGAGUUGGGUGCUACGGUGGUGGUUACCGAGACGGAGUUUUUGGACAGGAGUUUCACGCAGAGGCUGAAGGACGAGUGGACGAAUGGUGGAAAGGAUCCGUUGAUGUUGGGCUUGAAUUGUGUGGGCGGGAAGAAUGCGGCGCAGAUUGUCAGGAGUCUGAGUCCCAAGGGUGUGAUGGUUACGUAUGGUGGGAUGAGCAGGCAGAGCUUCCCGUUCCCUACGGGACCGCAGAUCUUUAAAAGGUUGAGGUUUGAGGGGUUCUGGUUGAGUGCGUGGGGUGAGGAGAACCCGGAGGAGAAGAAGAGGAUGAUUAAUGAGAUUUUGGAGAUGAUGCGCGAGGGCAAGUUCAAGGCUGCGCCGGCGCAGGAGGUUGUUUGGAACUGGGAUACGGAGGAGAAGGUGUUGAAGGAUGCGGUGCAGGGUACUCUUGAGGGAUUCAGGAGUGGUAAGGGUGUCUUUGUCUUUGGUGAGACAUAGAGGAUGACGACGGGUGGUGUGUAUGAUCACGGUAUAUAGAGAUAGAUCUACGGGUGGACAUAUGAAUACUUCAU
Molecule: messenger RNA, 1584 nt
Organism: Neurospora tetraspora
Lineage: Eukaryota; Fungi; Ascomycota; Sordariomycetes; Sordariales; Sordariaceae
Exons: 2
Coding region: 167-1510 (447 amino acids)
Biological process (GO): fatty acid metabolic process
Cellular component (GO): mitochondrion
Molecular function (GO): trans-2-enoyl-CoA reductase (NADPH) activity
Source: RefSeq, a predicted model, not a curated record